AAAUACAUUGGCGCCAGAUGUACUGUAUCUAAAAUGGCUUACCUUGGAAAAACGUUCACUUUGGACAAACAUGAGAAGUUCGAUGAAUUUCUGGCAGCUUUGGGAGUGCCUAAGGACCAAAUAGACGCCUUGUGCUCACCUAAGGGCAGUACUAUAACACUGUCGAAGGAUGGAGAUACUUUCACCCAGACCGUAUCGUACGGAGCUGUUAGUUUUAAGUUGGGUGAAGAGUUCGACGAGACCAUCGGUAAAGUUCAGGCCAAAACUGUUUGCGUGAUGGAUGGAGACACCCUGACACAAACGCAGAAGUUCCCCGAUGGCCGCACUAUGACGUUUAAGAAGGAGUUCUCAGACAACAAACUUGUCGAGACUGCUACCACUAGUGGUUGGGAUGGCGUCGCCUACAAAUACUACUCAGCGUAAACUUAUCACCCUAUUAUUAUUUAUGUAAGCUUAAUUAUAAGUUAUAAGAAAUAAAAUAUGCUUAUUUUGUGUAA
Messenger RNA from Leguminivora glycinivorella, 497 nucleotides. RefSeq names its product fatty acid-binding protein 2-like. Bases 34 to 423 code for a protein of 129 amino acids. Gene Ontology annotation, molecular function: fatty acid binding. Gene Ontology annotation, cellular component: nucleus; cytosol. NCBI's taxonomy places the organism in Eukaryota, Metazoa, Arthropoda, Insecta, Lepidoptera, Tortricidae. The transcript has 4 exons. The record is from RefSeq and is a predicted model, not a curated record. Gene Ontology annotation, biological process: fatty acid transport.